AUGCGCGGGCUCUCUUAUUUCGUCUUGGCCCUCUCUGCCAUAGAUGCUGCUGCGGCUGCGAGCCUUCCUUUCCUACGAAGCUUGCAGCAUGUAGGCAGAAGAGACCCAGCUGCUCGCAACCUUCCAAACUACGACUUUUCUGCAAUCCCUCCAGUAGAGAAGCGUCAGACUGCUUCUCGUCUGAAUGGCAAGACAAAGAAGUAUGCCGUCGAUGGCACCAAGAUCCCAGAGGUCCAGUUCGACAUUGGUGAAUCAUAUGCUGGUCUGAUGCCAAUUUCGACCAGGAAAGAUGAGAGCCGUGAACUUUACUUCUGGUACUUCCCAUCUGAGAACCCUGCUGCAAAGGAUGAAAUCACCAUCUGGCUCAAUGGAGGCCCAGGCUGCAGUUCCCUGGAAGGCCUCCUCCAAGAGAAUGGUCCUUUCCUCUGGCAAUACGGAACCCUUUACCCAGUUCCUAACCCGUGGUCGUGGACCAAGCUAACCAACAUGGUUUGGGUUGAGCAAUAUAACCCAACUGAUGAUAACCCAUCUAGACCUGUUGGUACCGGCUUCUCUCAAGGAAAGCCAUCUGUGCGAUCUCAAGAAGAUGUUGCUACACAAUUCUUGGGAUUCUUCAGAAACUUUGUAGAUACAUUUGACCUGCACGGCAAGAAGAUCUACAUCGUUGGUGAAAGUUAUGCCGGACUGUACGUCCCAUACAUCGCACACGCCAUGUUUGAGAAGAAGAACAAGAGGUAUUUCAACGUCGAGAGCACCAUGAUCUUCGACCCAUCCAUCAACAAGGACGAGAUUCUCACUCAGGUCCCCGCUGUCCCAUUCGUUGAGCACUGGAAAGGUCUCUUCCCAUUCAACGAGACCUUCACCAAGCAAAUUCACGACAUGGCCGACAAGUGCGGUUACAGCAGUUACAUGAAGGAGCAUCUCGUCUAUCCACCAAAGGGUAAACUCCCUGCCCUCCCCAAGGCUACUCCCGAAUGCGACGUCUGGACCGCCAUCUUUGACGCCGUCUCUCUCGUCAAUCCCUGCUUUGACGUCUACCAGGUAGCCACUACCUGUCCUCUCUUGUAUGAUGUCCUCGGAUACCCAGGAAGUUUCGAAUACCUACCUGCCGGAGCAAAUGUCUACUUCAACCGCACCGAUGUGCAGAAGGCCAUCAAUGCUCCCCUCCAGAAAUGGACCGAGUGUUCUGAACGCCCAGUCUUCGUUGAUGGAAAGGAUAACUCUGAACCAUCAUCUUUCACCAUCAUUCCUGAUGUCAUCGAGAAGUCUCCUCGUACCAUCAUUGCACACGGAGAUCUCGACUACGUUCUUAUCAGCAAUGGAACCCUACUUAGCAUCCAGAACAUGACCUGGGGCGGUGCUCAAGGUUUCAGCCAGGAGCCCUCCAAGCCUCUUUUCGUGCCGUACCACGACCGUGGUAGCUUGAGCACUCUCUCCGGAGCCGGUGUUUUGGGCCGUCACCACACCGAGCGAAAACUUACUUAUGUUGAGCUCUACCUGACGGGCCACAUGGGCCCCCAGUACAACCCCUCUGCCUCGUACAGAAUAUUGGAGUACUUGUUGGGCAGAAUCGAUGAUCUGUCCAAGUAG
Molecule: messenger RNA, 1590 nt
Organism: Trichophyton benhamiae CBS 112371
Lineage: Eukaryota; Fungi; Ascomycota; Eurotiomycetes; Onygenales; Arthrodermataceae
Product: pheromone processing carboxypeptidase (Sxa2), putative
Exons: 4
Coding region: 1-1590 (529 amino acids)
Biological process (GO): proteolysis
Molecular function (GO): serine-type carboxypeptidase activity
Source: RefSeq, a predicted model, not a curated record